Molecule: messenger RNA, 1403 nt
Organism: Rhinichthys klamathensis goyatoka
Lineage: Eukaryota; Metazoa; Chordata; Actinopteri; Cypriniformes; Leuciscidae
Gene: sox19b
Product: SRY-box transcription factor 19b
Exons: 2
Coding region: 310-1191 (293 amino acids)
Biological process (GO): anatomical structure morphogenesis; cell differentiation; regulation of DNA-templated transcription
Molecular function (GO): DNA-binding transcription factor activity, RNA polymerase II-specific; RNA polymerase II cis-regulatory region sequence-specific DNA binding
Source: RefSeq, a predicted model, not a curated record
CUGCAUACUAUUUCUGCUCAACAAGUGGCUUGUGGAUAGCGUUCAACAGAGUUAGAGAGACAAACAGCAGAGAUUGAGAAACUUUUCGAGACAUUUUUACUUUAUUUUUGUUUUUAAAAAAUUGCUAUAAAUGUUUUGAUUAAUCGGUUUCUCAUUGCUCCUUUUUUUGGAGUUUAAUUUGGCGAGACAAUCCCGGCUGUAAAGAGACUUCACCUGCGCCGGAUUUGUUUGACCUGAUUAGGUUCGCUUGGACACUUUUAAUUGGCUGCUUUACGCAUUGAGCGGUUGAAACUCAAAGUGAGCAGAGGCAUGAUGUAUAGCAUGAUGGAGCAUGAACUGAAGACCGCGGGUCAACCUCAUCCCCACCAGAACAGUCCAGGGAUGCCUCCUCCGGUCAGCGGGGUUGGAACUGCGCACCACGGAUCAAAAACUUCUUGUCCACCCGGCGGGGACCCUAUGGACAAAGUGAAGCGCCCUAUGAAUGCGUUUAUGGUGUGGUCUCGCGGUCAGCGGAGGAAGAUGGCACAGGAGAACCCCAAAAUGCACAACUCUGAGAUAAGCAAACGCCUCGGAGCGGAAUGGAAACUUUUAACGGACGCGGAGAAGCGACCGUUCAUCGAUGAGGCCAAACGUUUGCGGGCUGUACACAUGAAGGAUUACCCUGAUUACAAAUACAAACCUCGGCGUAAGACCAAAGCUCUCAUGAAGAAGGACAAUCACGUCGGCAAAUAUCCUCUCGCACCCGGCAACCUGUUGGCUUCAGCCGUGGCACAAGGACAAAGUGGUAGCCCGAGAAUGGACGGCUAUGGCUGGGGUCACCCCGGUGGUUAUAUGGGCAUGCAGGGCGAGGCACUCGGAUACCCGCAGCAACUGCACCGCUACGACCUGUCAACUCUCCAAUACCCGCCGGCACAGACGUACAUGAACAGCGCCAGUCCUUACAGCCAAAUGUCUUAUAGUGGCAGCCCUCAGCAGCUCAGUCCAGUGAUGUCUAUGGUUAAACCAGAACCCCUAUCCCAUUCACCUACUGGAGUACCAAACCACCACCGUGGUGCUUUCCAAGGGGACCUGAGGGACAUGAUUAGCAUGUACAUUCCAGGUGGGGAUACCAGCGAUAGCUCAAACCAGAGGGCCUACCCUGGUGUCCAACAGCACUAUCUAGGUGGAACUGUUCCCCUCACUCAUAUCUGAAGUUUGGGACUGUAGUGCCAUACAUAGACACUAUGGAUUACUGAACACUUCUGAUUGUUUACUACCUCCUUGCUUUAAAUGAUCUGAAGUUGUCUGCUGAAACUGUCUAGCAAACUUGGCUUUUUCAGUCUCCCGUUUUCUUCCUGUAUUUGCAGCCAUCACACUAUGACCGGUCACCUUUAACUUCCUAACUCAUGGCAUUAUGGACAAUU